AAUGUUAAAGAGACGAUACUGAAAUUCAUCCCCGCCAUUUUAUUCAACUCAUUGCUUCGGUAACUGGUAGUAACUAGCGUUCGUGACAAUUUGAUUGUGAAGUGUAUUCAGUUUAUUUUUUAAUAUAAAAGUGUAAUAUUUAUAACGAUGUUCCUUACACGUUCUGAGUAUGAUCGCGGUGUAAAUACAUUUUCUCCAGAAGGGAGAUUAUUUCAGGUUGAGUAUGCUAUUGAAGCUAUAAAACUUGGUUCUACAGCAAUUGGAAUUGCCACAAAUGAAGGUGUAAUCUUGGCUGUUGAGAAACGUAUAACUUCUCCAUUAAUGGAACCAACGACAGUAGAAAAAAUUGUUGAAAUAGAUAAGCAUAUAGGUUGCGCGGCAUCUGGUUUGAUGGCUGAUUCUAGGACCAUGAUAGAUCGUGCUCGUGUCGAAUGCCAAAAUCAUUGGUUUGUUUACAACGAAAGAAUGACAGUGGAAUCGACGGCUCAAGCUGUGUCGAACUUAGCUAUACAAUUUGGAGAUAGCGAUGACGAUGGAAGUGCAAUGUCUAGACCUUUUGGAGUAGCAAUGUUAUUCGCGGGUAUAGACGAGAAAGGGCCACAAUUGUAUCACAUGGAUCCAUCUGGAACCUUUGUUCAAUUCGAUGCGAAGGCUAUUGGUUCUGGAAGCGAAGGUGCCCAACAAAAUCUUCAAGAAGUAUAUCAUAAGUCUAUGACAUUGAAAGAAGCAACAAAGGCAGCACUAACAAUACUGAAGCAAGUUAUGGAAGAAAAAUUAAACGACACUAACAUCGAGGUGAUGACAAUGACACCAGGACAACUGUUUCACAUGUUUACUAAGGCAGAGUUGCAAGAGGUGAUUAAAGACAUUGCAUAAGAUACUUAAAAUAUAUUAACAAAUUGUUACGAGUUGGAAGAAAUGCAUUUUUAUGCAAGUAAUGCUACAAGUUGUAUUUACAGUUUACAUCUGGUAUGUGUGUUUCUAUGCUAAGCAAAGUUUUCUUAUAUAACUUUUUUUUCUUUUUCGAGAAGAUUAAUAUAAGAAGAGGAUCGAAUAA
Molecule: messenger RNA, 1057 nt
Organism: Vespula pensylvanica (western yellowjacket)
Lineage: Eukaryota; Metazoa; Arthropoda; Insecta; Hymenoptera; Vespidae
Gene: Prosalpha5
Product: proteasome subunit alpha type-5
Exons: 3
Coding region: 148-876 (242 amino acids)
Biological process (GO): proteasome-mediated ubiquitin-dependent protein catabolic process
Cellular component (GO): nucleus; proteasome core complex; proteasome core complex, alpha-subunit complex
Source: RefSeq, a predicted model, not a curated record